UUAUAGAGGUUUCUGUGCAUCAAUUUAGGGCCCUUCGCGGACCCCGCGGCUCGUGUCGGAGACAAGCAAACAGACGCGUUGUGUUUCUGUAUCUGCUCUUGUCCCGUGGUGGUGUAGGGCUUGAUGAAUUCCGUGCUAUUUGCUGGUCUCUUUGUAUUUGCCAGUGCUGUGUUGGGCGACAACAAAGGGAGGAUUGCUAGUGUAAUUUCAGUAGUUCUGGACAUGUAGCAGGUUACAUUUGACACGGCAGCUUUUCUGAAGUUAAUUUUUCGCGUUACGUUGGCAGUGCUCGCUUAAAUGAAGCCGAGGUUGCUGAAAAUGAGAAGGCUUUCGAUGGUAAUCGGUGGGCUCUGGUCUCCAUAUACAUAAUUACUGAUGAUGUACUUCGGUUUUCAGCUCAAACUUUGCAUAAGCGUAUUGCAUUUGUAAAUCGGUCAAUUUUCUGGUCAGCUGCGGACUGUUAGAGAGAAUGAAAAUUGUGACGCAGUUGUGUAAAACAUCUCUCAUUGCCUGCUGGAGCAGCGCUGUCGGGAUUUGCGGCGCUUACACCAGCUGCUGCAAAAACGUCUGCGCAAUGCUUUUGCGCCAGUAGGCAUGCAAUGUUGGAUUUUUUUAAACAACGUAAAAUGCAUUCAAUCAGUUGGGGUAAAUGUUGGGGGGUAGACGGGUUCUGAAAGAAAUAGUUGUUUUGCUAAGGCAUGGGAAUUGUAGUUUAGCAUCCCAAGCGGAUCUUAGCUUACAGUAGCGCCUUUAAAGGAAAUGGACUACAACGCCCAUACGCCCAACUCUCUAGAUACUUUGUAAACUCUGUGCAAGUUGCGCGUCUGCACUGCUAUUUUAGGUAUGCUGCUAGUGCUAUCUGCUCGGCAGUGUGUCGGUUUGUCUGGUUUUGGCCUCUGGAAAUAAAUGAAAAGCGCCGGUAUUCGUUGACAGCGUCUGAACGGGAAUGAUCAGAAGGCGUUUGGCAACAAGAUUUUCAACUCAAUUCCCACUUGAAUACACUGGCCAGCAUCCAUAAGAUCCACCACACCUUGCACAGGCUGAAUCUUACAGAAGACGUUGGACAGGAUAGCCACCCCUCAGCUUGCUGCUCCAGAGCCAUGCCUCCAAGGAAAAAGAGGAGACCCUCUGCUGGAGAUGACAUGUCCGCAAAGAAAAGUCGGCAGGACAGCGUUUUCAGAAAACACGAGACUUCGCAAAUCCGUGAGGAGGAGACAUUUUCUAGUAAAAGAUGCCUGGAGUGGUUUUAUGAAUAUGCAGGCUGUGACGAUGUGGUCGGACCAGAGGGCAUGGAGAAAUUCUGUGAGGACAUUGGAGUGGAGCCAGAGAAUGUGGUGAUGCUUGUUCUCGCUUGGAAGCUGGACGCCCAGAGUAUGGGAUAUUUCACUCUACAGGAGUGGUUGAGAGGCAUGGGCUCACUGCAGUGCGAUUCCACAGAGAGGCUGAGGAACUCGCUCGACUACCUGAGAUCUGUCCUGAAUGACAGCACCAGUUUUAAGCUCAUUUAUAGAUAUGCCUUUGAUUUUGCUCGGGAAAAGGAUCAGAGGAGUUUGGACUUGAACACAGCAAAGUGUAUGUUGGGGCUUCUUCUGGGAAAGACGUGGCCCCUGUUUCCUGUGUUUAAUCAGUUUCUAGAGCAAUCCAAGUACAAAGUCAUCAACAAAGACCAAUGGUGUAAUGUUUUAGAGUUCAGCAGGACAAUCAACCUGGACCUCAGUAACUAUGAUGAGGACGGUGCCUGGCCAGUUUUGUUGGACGAGUUUGUGGAAUGGUACAAGGAAAGACAGAUGUCAUAGCUGCUGGUGGAAAAUGGAGGAAAAAAAAAUACAACUGUGACCACGAUGACUCUGAGAAUCAACAACCAAUAAGUAAACAAUACAAUAACGGUAAAGCAGUGACAGUGGGUGCUUCCUUGUAAAGGAGGGGUUCGGGCUGUGGGUGGGCUAGGGUGGGGGCUCUGGGUUUGCAGCUUGGGUGCACGCUGCCCAGAGCGUGGAGGCGGAGGGCUGUCAUUGAGGAGUCGUGUUCCCUGCCGAAGUUGCAUAGUGGGCAAGCUUGCAGCGAUCCCCCCGUGGCAUUGCUCUCUCUCACUGUGACCUGUCAUAUUGCUGUCUGUGUUAGGAAUAACAUGGUAUCAUACAUGGAUGACGGAAGCAAAAUGAUAUCGUGUGGGAGAACCACUCCUCACCCUUGUCUUCAGCACAGAGAAACCAACAGAAGUGACCAUUCAUGCAUUGUGUUUGAGUCUUAAACAGGGUCACUUUGACCCGGGCACAUUUAAGUAUUAUGUAUCUGUGCAAUGAACUUGAACUUCUCUGGACAGAUGGCACUAACUAUUGUUUGUCAUAUUUUGAGUUUGAUAGGAGUACUUCACGAAGCACACUGUGUCAAAUGGUUGAUUGCAGGUUUCUGACGCCUGUGCUGUUUACUAUUGAUUUGUGCCAGUUAUUUCUUUUCCCUCCAGGUUUUGUACCCUCCUGCUGUUUUGCUCUAGCUUAUGCUAACCAUUUGCAAACCCCCUACAAAGGCUUCAGACCUCACCACACCAAACAAAUCAGCAUUGCUGCUUAUUAACUCUUAUUACAGUACAGCGGUGAGCCACUAGUGCUCUGGUCAGCAUUUAUUGGUCUGAUGGCCAGUUUAUGUAUCUACGUUGUGUAGGUAAGAGUAUUAUCGUGCCUCAAAACAUUGAAGUCACUUUGUGUGUCCCGCACACAUACCAACAAACCCAAAUGUAUAUACACACGUGAAAAUACAUGCCACACAUGCCACAUACGCACACAUAGACACACUGACUGGUCAGGGAUAAUUUCAGGAUGAAUUCAGACUGUUUGGGCUGUGUUAUGAGUUGACAUAGAUGUAGUUGGUGUCCAUUUUGUCUUGAUAUCUGUUUGUCUUCCUUCAUCCACUGAUAGUUUCAGGUCUCCUGAGUACCGGUAGCAUCUCCCCCAACACUGACAGUGUGAAUAUAACUGCAGUGGAAGACCAGUGGCCCUCUCAGGAUGAGGUCCCUUAGGUGUGAGUAGUAUGGUAGGUUUGCUGAAAGCAUUGCAUUGUACCACCAGUAGGAUGUAAUCAAAACAGUGGACACUGACAGUUUGGAACUGUGUUAUGAUGCUAUGCUGUUCUUUUCGCAGAGUAAAAUGUUCUCGUAACAUAUGUAUAGAUUUUUGUCUUUGGCUGUGAUGUGAUGCCGAAUUGUCAGAUUUAAUAUUUGCAUGCAUGCUCCUACAGAGCCUUUUUGUGAAUGGAUGAGAAUUUUUGAAAACAUUUUUCAAACAUGGUUUUUUUUUUUUUUUUUUUUGUACAGCAAUUUGUGCAAGUGAUUUGUGCUUAAUUUGAUAUACACAAUCAUGCCAUUUUGGUUUAGAUGAAAAACAUGAUUGUGUUUAUUAAGACCUGGAACACACCUGUAACCUCACGGUGGAACAGGAGUUACCUCCUGCAUUUACCCCCAUCUUACACAUCCAUAUGCAUGCUGUGAAGCUCAAGCAAGCUGCAGCCAGUACACAGGAUAGAAUUUUAUUUAUUGCAAAUGCAUACAGUAAAUUGUUUUGCAACUCUUGCACCAUUCUGUUUAAGAUACACACACACACAAUACUCAUUGAAAUUUGUUCAGAACAUAAUACACGUCAACCUUCAGUGAAAUCUACUGCAGGUGAAAACAACAUCUAUUGUCAUUACAAUGCAUCAACCAUCAGCAUAAGAUUGAAUUAGUUGUUGGAUUGCUUACCAAAAACUGUGUAGAGAUCAGUGUUCUAGUAUUCUCCCAUGAUAAUGCAGGAGGAUGAACAGCCUUGUCCCAACUGUAUAUAUGUAUGUAAACUAUGUUAAGUGUCUAUAUGUCUGUUUUCACUAUAACCUAUGUCUAUAUACAUAAAUAAAAAGGUUUAUUAACUUA
Molecule: messenger RNA, 3901 nt
Organism: Mugil cephalus (flathead mullet)
Lineage: Eukaryota; Metazoa; Chordata; Actinopteri; Mugiliformes; Mugilidae
Gene: dcun1d4
Product: DCN1, defective in cullin neddylation 1, domain containing 4 (S. cerevisiae)
Exons: 11
Coding region: 1101-1796 (231 amino acids)
Biological process (GO): positive regulation of ubiquitin-protein transferase activity; protein neddylation
Cellular component (GO): ubiquitin ligase complex
Molecular function (GO): cullin family protein binding; ubiquitin conjugating enzyme binding; ubiquitin-like protein binding
Source: RefSeq, a predicted model, not a curated record